UGCACGAAAACUGGACUUCGGGCCCAGUGCACUAAAUUCAUUAUCAAAACCCUGAGCAGAAAUUGUAGUCAAACAGACUCUCACGUACACUGCAGGCUUUGCGCAAAACUAACCGGGUUUCAAGUCAUUUAUACGCAGUGUUAGAACGACCAGCACCAGAUUCACCUUGUUUUGUUUCAAAUUAUAAAGUGACGGGUGUUUAGGCUAAACUCUGUCAGCGAAACGUUCGUGUGUUAGUAGCUUAUUGAGAAUUUGUGUCGUAUCAAACAUCCAUCCUGAUCCGACUGUGAACACCAACAUGAAGAGCUUACUACUGCUUGUACUGUCUACCAUUCUGCUGUGUCAGAAUGCCCACGGCCAGACGGCAACACCUGCUCCGAAGCAGCUGUUACUUCCACCGCCUCCACCCCCUCCGCCAAAUAACCCACCGAGCUUCCGCCAAGCUGAUGCCACGACCAUGCCGCCGAUCAUCGACCCACUGGAACCCAUACAGGAGCUCAUCGACACGGGGGGAGUUGCACUCAUAGUUGACAUUGAAUUCACAGCGUUUGGGUCGGUAAGGGAGACUACAUUCAAAACGACAAUGAGUGAGGCGUCCAACAGGUACUGCGUUACCAAGGCCAACUGCGCAGGCGACUACAAGGAAACAGAUAUGGAUGACGUCAUAGUCUAUAACAGAAUAGCAUCCACCAAACCCCAACGAACGGUGGUAUCUUUCUACAUCAAGAAUCCGUAUGCUAUGACACAGCUUACCAUGACAAGCGGGCAGCUUCAAAUGAUGUUCAAGGCAGAGCGAAAAUUUAUCGAAAAUGAACUUGGAUACAAGCUUGAUUUGGGCGACUUAGAGUUUGUACCAUUCAGUAAUGGGCUGCUUCUGGACACUUGGCUGAUCGCAUUGCUCUGUGUGAUUGGUUUGUUCAUACUCGUCGGCAUAUUUGUUGGAUUCAUAUACUACCGGAACAAAAAAACGGACACCAAGAUGACUUUUGAAGACAUCGAGAUGCGUCAUCAGGAAAACGAUGACAGAAAGAGCCAGAAAGUUCUUCCCUCGGGACCCGUGGUUCCCACCAGUUCCUUGAAGAAAGUCAAAGUAGACGCCAGUACCAACGUCUAUCAAGCCGAGAUCUUAUCUGAGACUAAAAGUGUCUUCAUGAAUCCCUCCAUGAAUAGGCCUAAGCAAGAAGAAAACUUGCAAGAAAGUAGCGAACCGCCGGCCUCCCCCAACUCUAUCGUUGUGACAGCUGAUGUUUCUUCUUCUAACGAAGGCAGCUCGCAUUCUGGUGACGAUCUAGAACCACCAGCCUACGAACAGGCUACUAAAGAAGAGACUAAAGUGAUAGAAGGUCCCGGUGGUGAGGAGGCAGGUCCCUCUGGUGAGGUUUCUGGUGAGGUUUCCGGUGAGGUUACAUCAGCUGCAGAUGAGGAUUUACCCCCUCCCCCACCUCCAGCUGAAGAGACCAAGUCUGCAUCCAGUGCCUCGUUGGACCUCCCGCCUCCCCCACCACCUCAAGAUGACCAAACCUCGGGAACCUCAUCCAGGAAGGAGUCAUCCGCAUCCUCAAGUCCUUCUGAGGAUUCCAAAGCCUCCGACAAAGAGGCUGCAACCUCUGAGAAAGAUGCACCAGUUGCUACUCCUCCUAGGAAAGACUCCGGAGCCUCUCAGAAAGAUGCAUCACCCGCUACUCCUCCUAGGAAGCAUUCCGGGGCCUCUGAGAAAGACACCCCAUCUGCUUCUCCUCCAAGAAAAGAUUCUGGAGCCUCAUCAACCCGCUCCUCAGCCAAGGCAUCCUCCUCGGGAGGGAAAGAGGCAGAGGAGGUCGUUGGGGAGUUGGAGAACCUCAUCGCUGAUCAGUCAAAGGAGAUAACAGCGAAGCAGGGUGUAGACAAUGCUGGAUUCGAGACGGAGACCAUUGUGAAUGAAGACGGGGAACCAAUGACUGAGCUGUGAACUAAAAACAGAGAUUUCGAUUUCUACAUUUCAUCUUGAAAAAUGGUUUUUAUCUUCAAUUUGUAGAUAGCAUAAAUGACAAAUUUUGACUGCCAAAUUCUGGAUCACCAUUUUGUCGGCAAACUUAUCAGAGAAAUACAAUGUAUGAAGAAUACUAAUUGAUUAUUUUGUUCAGUGAUUUCUUGUGGAUGUAAGGCCCAACUUCAGAAAUUUCUGUUUAUUUUAAAAGGCCCAUGUAAUUAUUUUAAUGCAAUCCUUGAAAAUGCACCUUUGUGUCCCAUUUAACCUUAUUUUUUUUCAUUUGGCCAUUUGUAAGGGUAUUUUGAUGCUGUUUUUUAUGCUAAUGCGAAUUUGCAUAUUCAUGAGUAAAGGUGCGAUGUUAACUCAGGCAGAAACCUCAAUGUUACAGUUAUUUCAGCUUCAAAAUUGCAACAAUUUCAGAUAUUUUGCUUUCGUAAAUGUUCCUUUCUUUGGUGAUUCCUUGUUGUUUUGAUAUUAGGCCAGUGAGCAAAGUUUUCCCACAAAAUAAUGUUUCCAAUGAGCAACUAAGGGAUUCACUUUUUAAGGGAAAACCCUUCACUGAACAGUGGCUUCCUGAAAUUUCAUAGCAACAGCAGUACCCUCAUUUGGCAAGAAAGGCAUGGAUUAUUUUAAAUGUUUUAAAAAAAAGCGCGCUUUUCAAUCAAAGAUUACCGAAAAGGGAUGUCAAAUAGUUUUCAUACUUUUAAGAGGAGCAGAAAGUUGCACAAAAUAUGAUUCCAAGUAAAAUUCAUGUGAUGUGAAUGUUUAUACACGGCUGAGUUUAAUGUAAUGUUUCCUCUUUGUACAGCAAGUCAAGUUUUAAAAAAAUCCAAAAUAUAAAAUGCAUUAGUUAAGUUAGCCAAUUAACCCUAUAAAAAGGGACCUUGACUUCUGACGAAAAAUAUAUUGUAGAAUGUCAAAGAAAUUCGUGUGACAAGGUUUAAAAUUGCUUUGCAAAAAUUUGUCCUGUUCAAUUAGCACAAUGCAUUUUGAACGGUUCAUUGAAUAUCAGUGUUAAUUGAACAUCAUAUAUAUCUAGUUUUUGCAGCGUGACCGAGAGGCUUAAUUUGAGGAGGAUAAGAGGCCUAACAACGUCAAUUUGCUGUGCUAAGGUUUAUUUUGAGUUACGUUUAGGACUUUUUUUUAUUGCACUGUGUUAAUUUCUAUAUUUUUCUCAUUAUUGGGAAAAACGCAUUUAGUUCACUAGUCAUAAUAUGAACAGUGAAAUACAUAAAACGUAAAGAAAACUGAACACAUUCAAACAGAUAAACUAUAUUAAUGAGUUUUAAUUUCUGCAGACCAGAAACUGGGAAUCUACAUACAUAUGUAGAGGUUAAUGUCAUUUCAUUUGUAAUAUUGUUAUUAUGUGUCAUGAGAAAUUUAAAUACGUCCCAAUUUGUUUUCAGGAUUUGUUGAAUUUGUCUUAAAAAUAAAUAAAACGGUUGGACAUUUC
Patiria miniata (bat star) is the source of this 3422-nucleotide messenger RNA. RefSeq lists its product as uncharacterized. The transcript has 9 exons. The record is from RefSeq and is a predicted model, not a curated record. Lineage: Eukaryota; Metazoa; Echinodermata; Asteroidea; Valvatida; Asterinidae. The coding region runs from base 299 to 1948 and encodes 549 amino acids. Gene Ontology annotation, cellular component: spliceosomal complex. Gene Ontology annotation, biological process: mRNA cis splicing, via spliceosome.